UGAAAAGUGGUGCUAGUGAAGAAAUAAUAAAAUGAGGAAAAAAUAGCAAGAAGUACAAACAAAAAAGGAUGUUUUAAAAAUGCAUAUUUUUAAAAGAUCACCUAUAAUGGGACCAGAGCCCUAUACCAACUAUUUAAAUGGCUCUUCGCACUCUCUAGCUUCCUCCACUGCCCAGCCUAAUUUGGGCUGGAAUUAUCCCAUGGAAUAUCAGCAUUUGAUCCAUCAGCAUUGGCGCUCUUUUCCGGUACCCGAAAUUUAUUAUCAGGCUUUUUUAUUUAUUGCUUUUAUAGCCAUGUUAAUGUGCUCUCUCUUUGGCAAUGGUUUAGUUCUGUGGUUAUUUUCAACCUCAAAAAACUUAAAAACACCCUCGAAUAUGUUGAUUAUAAAUUUAGCUGUAUUUGAUUUGACAAUGGCCAUUAAUAUGCCCCACUAUUUGGUGAAUGCUUCGUUGGGCUAUUUUCAUGGGGGCGAUUUAGCUUGUGAUAUUUAUGCGGUGUUUGGUAGUAUUUCGGGUAUUGGGGCGGCUGUGACGAAUGCUUUUAUAGCGUAUGAUAGAUAUAGAACAAUUUCCAAUCCCAUUGAUGGCCGCUUAAAUUAUCCACAAAUCACCAUUUUAAUUAUAAUGACUUGGCUGUGGACCGCACCAUUUUCCGUCUUGCCAUUCUUUCAUAUAUGGGGACAUUUUAUACCAGAGGGCUUUCUCACCAGCUGCUCCUUUGACUAUCUAUCCGAGGACGAUGAGACCCGCUAUUUUGUACGUGCCAUGUUUGUUUGGGCCUAUUGUAUACCCAUGAUUAUGAUCUGCGUUUACUAUACCAAAUUAUUCUUUCAUGUCCGCGAUCAUGAGAAAAUGUUGGCCGAUCAGGCCAAGAAAAUGAAUUUGAAGUCGCUGUCAGCAAAUCAAAAUACAGCUGCCAUUAGUGUGGAGUUACGCAUUGCCAAAGCGGCCAUGACUAUUUACUUAUUGUAUGUGUUUUCUUGGACGCCCUAUGCCACUGUUUCCCUGCUGGGUACCUAUGGUUAUAGUCAUUUGAUUACACCAUUUGCCUCCAUGAUUCCCAGUUGUUGUGCAAAAUUGGUGUCCUGCAUAGAUCCCUGGGUUUAUGCUGCUAGCCAUCCGAAAUAUAGGGCUGAGUUGGAGAAACGUUUACCCUGGUUGGGUAUAAGAGAAAGAAAUUAUGCGGCCUCGUCGUCGGGUGGUGAUAAUGCUGAUUGUGAAACGAGUACGGUAUCGGCUAUGAAUUGAAAGUAAAAUUAAAAAAAAAUAUUUUUUUAAAAAGAGAACAAGGAAGUGAAAUCUGUAAGAAACGGGUAAUAAUUGGAAUAAAUUCUUUAAAAUACAAAAUUUUUCAAACUUAAUUGUGUAAAAAAGGAUCUUUUUUUAAAAAAUUUCAGCUCAAAAUAUUGAAAUCCAUAGAAAACAAUUUUCGAUUUUAAAGGAUUUCACUUUUAA
Calliphora vicina (urban bluebottle blowfly) is the source of this 1453-nucleotide messenger RNA. It is a transcript of the gene Rh5, whose product is annotated as Rhodopsin 5. The record is from RefSeq and is a predicted model, not a curated record. NCBI's taxonomy places the organism in Eukaryota, Metazoa, Arthropoda, Insecta, Diptera, Calliphoridae. Gene Ontology annotation, biological process: visual perception; phototransduction; cellular response to light stimulus. Gene Ontology annotation, cellular component: plasma membrane. Gene Ontology annotation, molecular function: G protein-coupled photoreceptor activity. The transcript is spliced from 5 exons. Bases 80 to 1246 code for a protein of 388 amino acids.